AUGUGCUCUGAGAAGGGCUCCAGGUGCACGAGCAUACUGCUGUUGGCCUUGGCCACUGCCGCCAUCAUCGCCAACUUCCUGCUCUACUUUCCCAAUGGACAGGUGCUGGAGCCUGACAAAAUCACAGACUUGGUCUGGUUUUUCCAUGGCUUUCUUGGAGCAGGAUUCUUGAUGCUGCUUCCUGUACUUCUGGCUACACCAGGCACCGUAGGAGCCACGUAUUGUGUGGUCAUUUCUUCACUGGGUUUGCUCAGCGGCCCCUUCUGUGACACAGGCAGUGGAAGCUACACCUACCCUUUCAGGAAUUACAGCCUCAAGAACAACUAUUUAUUCAAUCAGCCCACCUGGGCUACCUGCCAGGAGCCUGAGAAUAUCGUCCUGUGGAACGUGGUCUUGUUCUCCAUCCUCCUGGGCAUUGGCGCCAUGGAAGCUGUGCUUUGCCUUAGUCAACUUGUCAGUGGACUCUGUGGCAUUUUCUGUGGCACAUGUAUCCGAAAGGGGCAGGUGAACAUAACUGGCUUAUGA
This is a messenger RNA of Loxodonta africana (African savanna elephant), 525 nucleotides long. Its product is annotated as transmembrane 4 L6 family member 1-like. The transcript is spliced from 4 exons. Lineage: Eukaryota; Metazoa; Chordata; Mammalia; Proboscidea; Elephantidae. Bases 1 to 525 code for a protein of 174 amino acids. Gene Ontology annotation, cellular component: membrane. The record is from RefSeq and is a predicted model, not a curated record.